AUGAAACUUCUCGUCGCCCUGCUGGUUCUCAUUAGCCUUAACUUCGCCAAGUCAGAUGAUUUUGUACAAAUGCGAGCAAUUCGAUCUCCGCAGUACACGUCAUAUUCACAGCAUAGCUACUCAUAUUAUGGGCUAGGACCGAGACCUUACUAUAGAGGUGGCUGGAGCCAUUAUCACGGAGGAAUGGGAUCAGGAGGACUAGGAAUGGGACCAGGCGGACCAGGAAUGGGAGCAGGAAUGGGAGCAGGAAUGGGACCAGGAAUGGGAGCAGGAAUGAGACCAGGAAUGGGACCAGGUGGACCAGGAAUGGGAGCAGGAAUGGGAGCAGGAAUGGGAGCAGGAAUGGGACCAGGUGGACCAGGAAUGGGACCAGGUGGACCAGGAAUGGGAGGAAGCUCGACAGUCGUUAAAAAGACUGUUGUUAUCCAUAAUCAAAACUCAUAA
This is a messenger RNA of Enterobius vermicularis (human pinworm), 444 nucleotides long. Lineage: Eukaryota; Metazoa; Nematoda; Chromadorea; Rhabditida; Oxyuridae. The record is from the annotation of a GenBank genome assembly.